UGUUCGCUUGGAGUCUGUGUUCUGUCCUCUCCCUAUAGCAUACAGGAGGAAAAUAUAGCCUGCGAGAUAUAAAACGCACUUGAAACAUGAAAUGUUGCUUGCGCCCUCUGUAUCCGUGGAUCUGUAGGGCAAGGAUGAAUAAUAGGCACUAUGAAUCAUUUUUCAUGACUGGAAAGCAGGUGAUGUAUUUCUGAGUGUGCAUUGAUUGACAAAGGAGUCUAUAUUCGGUGGUAGAAGUAGGGAAUAUACAAAUCAUGCGAGUAAUGUUAGAUAUUGAUAUAGCUUUAGUAGAUUGUACUACAAUCGAAAAGCUUUAAAGUUAUUUUAAGUCAGUGACGUGUCUGAGAAAGUGUCUGAUUUACUUAAGCGGGCUACUGAGUACACGAAGUUGGGGCAUCAUAUCUAAAGAAACACUAUCAUUGCUCGGAUUAUUUUCCGACAUCCUCACUGCUGCAAUUGUAGCGAUCUGAAUGAUGAGCUAUCGUUCUUUUGUUUCAUCUAAGCAUUUGUUUUGACAUCCUUGCCCCCCGACUUGUAAACCCUGCCCAGCGGAAGCUGGGGGAACCGAACAGAGGGCGGAGGUUUGGAAGGAAGAAUCGAGAGAUAUAGGGUAAAAGGAAGAGUGAGGUCUGCACGACAACUCCGUUUUUAUUGUUCUCGUCUACAUCCGUCAAAGGCACGGGCGUUUUCAGGUGCAUCGAAAGCUGAACGUAAUCAAUUCUGGAUUUCUUUAUCCGAUUCCUAUCGUCCGGCAUGAGGUUUAAGCGGAACGGCUCCUAUACAUUGAAUAGGAAGUCUAAGACGAAGCCCAAUGGGAAGAAGCCGCCAGCGGAAGAGAAGAAGCAGUAUCUGGAGGCGGAGUUCACUAAAGUACGCGUGGUCGACUUCGACCUCAAAGAGCUGGUGCUGCUGCCCAGGGAGAUAGACCUCAACGAAUGGCUCGCCAGCAACACGACGACCUUCUUCAAUCUAAUAAACCUGCAGUACAGCACCAUCUCAGAGUUCUGUACUGGGGACACCUGUCAAGCCAUGACGGCCUGCAACACAAUAUACUACUGGUAUGACGAGAGGGGGAAGAAGACAAAAUGCACUGCCCCUCAGUACGUCGACUUCGUCAUGAGUCUGGUGCAGAAGCUGGUCACAGAAGAGGAAAACUUCCCUACGAAAUAUGGCAAAGAGUUCCCCAACUCGUUUGACUCUUUGGUAAAGAAGAUUUGCCGGUACCUCUUCCACGUCCUGGCUCACCUCUACUGGGCUCAUUUUAAGGAGACAGUGGCCCUGGACCUGCAGGGUCACUUGAACACUCUGUACGCACAUUUCAUUGUUUUCGUAAGGGAAUUCAACCUGGUCGACCCCAAGGAGACCUGUAUCAUGGACGACCUGUCCGAAAUGCUCUGCGCCCCGGUGCCCCCCACCCCAGCACCCGCCGCCCCUUCCUCCCCUAACUCGGCCCCCUCCUCACACAACCACGUGACGGAGAGAUGAGCAGGGGGUGCCGUGACAAGCAGCCCCGGGAAGAAGACGGUAGAAGAUGAAGAUAGAGAAGAGAUGGAAACGUUCCUGGUCCCCUUCCUAGACCUCAGGCUCCAGCAGCAGGACUUAGAGACCUUCCACUAACCUGAUAUUUCACUGACACCAACCAGCCGGAAGGAAGGUUUAUUUGA
Messenger RNA from Oncorhynchus nerka (sockeye salmon), 1664 nucleotides. Its product is annotated as MOB kinase activator 2-like. Gene Ontology annotation, biological process: positive regulation of protein phosphorylation; signal transduction. NCBI's taxonomy places the organism in Eukaryota, Metazoa, Chordata, Actinopteri, Salmoniformes, Salmonidae. The coding region runs from base 754 to 1485 and encodes 243 amino acids. Gene Ontology annotation, molecular function: protein kinase activator activity. Gene Ontology annotation, cellular component: cytoplasm; nucleus. The transcript is spliced from 5 exons. The record is from RefSeq and is a predicted model, not a curated record.